AGCAGCAGAAGCAGUUGCUGGUGGCUUUGCUGGAAAUUGUUGCAGAGAGCCAGCAAGCAGCAACAGCGGCAGCGCAGUUACAAAAAUUCUUAAACAAUAAAUGCAAACACACACACACUAGCACACGCGUGAUUUAAGUACAUUUAGAUACGUGAAAAACAACAAACAAUUCCCAAAAUUCGUUUUUCGACUUGUGCAAAAAGUGAAAGAAGAGGAGCAGCACAACAAAAAGGAGCAGCGGAGGAGCGAGCGAAGGAGCGUGGCUACAGAGUGCAGCUGAAGCUCGCAGCAGUACAUAAGUAUGUAUGUGUGUACAUGCAUAGUAUGUAUGUACACUCAGAUGGAUGUAUGUACAUGCCAAAAAUUGUCGAAGCUGCAUAAAAUAUAAAUCACAGGCGAAAGGGAAUAAACAGCGACACGUUCUGCCAAUAUGUCGCUGGUGCACACAUUUCUCGGCACCUGGGAGAUUGUCUGCUGCACUUUUGAGGGCAAGCGUGAGCUAUCCGGCCUAGAGGGAAUAAAGUUUCGACUGGAUGAUACGAGCGAUAUUACAUGGUAUAAUGAUCUGGUCAGUCCGAUACCUGAAACACAAGACUGCGGCACUUACUGCGGCGAUUCGGCGAGUGUUUUAUUUAGCUGUGAGACAUUCGAUGUGCAUGAAACGAAUCCUCGGCUCGUAUUUGGGGCCUUUGCCGGUCACAGCAUUGAGUUCAGCACCAACACGUUGACGCCGACUGAUGCGCUGGUGCUCAGCUGCGAGAAUUGGUAUGCCGUCGAGUGCAAGCGCUUGCAGGAUGGCCAGGCGGCUGGGCAGGAGCAACAAUUGAGCUUUGGCGAGGCCCUGCAGGAGUCCUACUUCAGCGAUGUGGUGGUUAAGAGUGCCAGUGGUCUGGAAUAUGCGCUGCAUGCCUCCAUUUUGCGCCUCAACGGAUUCGAUUGCAGCAUGUGCGUCAAUAGCGCGCCCGCAUCAGCGCGACAAGUGGUCAAGAGUGGUGUCGGUGCUGGCCACUGUCAUAGCGGUCCCAAUACACCCAAUCCCAUUCGAAUUUCUGUUGCACCCGCCGGCGAGGAUGAGCAUCAAAAGUCAUUGCCGCGCUUGAAUCUGUCGCCCAUUUAUCUACAGCCACCCUGUGAUUUCCAGACGCUUUCGGGCCUGGGUGCGCAACGAGUCCAUCAAUACAGCAGCAGCUUCAACUGCCUCAGCAAUGGCAAUGACUCAGAGCCAUCAAUCGGCAUUGGUACGGGCACGGGCACGGGCACGGGACUGCUCAGCGUUGAGUGUGGCGGCGGCGGCGGCGGCAUGUAUCGUUUUCCACCCACUUCGCACUCCGAUUCGCAUCUGGAAACGUCGCAGUCCCACUGCAAGAAUAUAUUCAAUUUCUGUCAGGAUCUAAUAAUACAGCCAACGCCAUCACCGUUGCUGCCAGCUGGCGGACUAAGCGCCGGCCUUGCUGUCUGCAGCAUUAGGCGACCGCCGUUGUCGCCAUACCGUGCACGCAGCCCCUCACCAUUUCCCAGCUCCAUGGACACGCCGCCAUCGUCGCCACUGACGCCCGUGGGUGUGCUGUGCAAUCUGCCCACGUUCCUCCUAAGUCCCAUCCUCCACUGGCUGUACACGGAGUCUAUGCUGCCGGACCUCGAGGAGGAUGUUUGCGAGAAGCUCAUCAAUUUCGCCGAAUCGCAGCCAUCGCUGACCAAAUUGGUGGAGCCAACGCGCAAGUACCUGAGGCUGAUGAAACUGAAGAAAUUUGUGGUCAAUGUGACUAUGAAUCUACAUGGCAUACUCAAUCGCGUCAUACAGCGCAUCAAUCCUGGGAGCAUUUCACACGAGCCUGCCCAGCUGUGUAGCACGUUUCAGGAUGCAUUGCGUGAUUGUGCCAUAGGUUGUGCCAAGGUGCUGCAAUUCUGUAAUAUAUUCAUCACGGAUGCCACACACACGCACAUGACGCGCUAUCAGAAGAAUGAAAUUGUCAAAUAUAUUCGCAGUCGCAUACCAAUAUUCAUGUCACAAGUGCAGCAGCUCUUACGCAACGUUCUGGGUGUAUUUGUGGGCCUUACAGUGGAGGAGAAGGCAGAUUUGGUGAACUAUUUAGUACCUGAAAUUGAAUCAACAUUAUUUGUAUUAACUGCUGUGAUAGAGGAAAUCAAAAACUCACUGGAAAUCAUGUGCAAGGACCUUAAAUGCUCGCAUUUGGAAUUGCCACAGCAACAGCAGCAGGCUGAGGAUGCCAUUGUCAUGCAAUUGCAUUAUGUGGAGUCAAGCGGUGCUGAUCCAUCGCCACGUCCACGUCGCGGCGCACCCGUCGGUCUGACGCUCUACGACAAUCACACGGACAAGAAGCGCCUCAGCUCGGCCGAGAAUGAUUUGAAAUUUGUGCUCUACAUGUACGAAGUGCGUAAAAUGCGUGACAUUUAUGGACGAAUUGUGGCUGCCCUCGAUAUAAUUAAUGACAAAAAAACAACCUUCUGCGAGAUGGAUUUCCUCAGCAAGAUUAGUACAAUUAAUCAAAAUAUGGAGCAGCUAAUUGUCGACAUUCCAGCUUACAUUUUUAUAGUGGAGAACCUAUCCGAUCGCCUCGAUGACAAAUUGGGUUGGAAAGAGUUUAAAUUUUGCUUCAAGCUGGCCACCAGUCAAAUAAAUGGCGUUAUAGCAAAACUUUUGGAUCACAAGAGUGCCCUGAGAGAUGCGAUCAGUCAGAUAUGUUUGCUGGUGCAUAAACAGGAAUUUACGCAGUCCCUCAUCGAGCUGGGGCUACUGGAUAGCGGCACGAGCGGGGAGCCAAGCGAUUUGAAAAUGGCCGACCAUGAGAAUAAUCUAAAUGUGGGCCUAACCGAUGCGGAUCAUCAGCUGCUGCUCAAUCAUCAGCAUUACUAUGACUACAAAAGCAUUAAGCUAAAUCUCAUUCGUCAUCUGUGCGAGCCACCAACGGCAGCCAAUAGCAAUCUCUCGAAGAAUGCACUCCGGCUGCUGCACUCCACACAGCUGGCGGAUAUGGAGUUUGAGGUGCAUACGUUGCAUACAGCCAGCGGCAAUGCUGUGGACACAGAGGCCACAACAACAGCAACAGCAACAGCAACAAAAGGUCACUCUCUGGCAGCCGAGUUGGUAAAUGUGAAUACGAAAUACAAAAUGUCAUCCACUGAUCUGCGUGCCGGCGGGGCAGCGGCGGAUGAGUACCAUCUGGCCGCGAGCACCUCGGGCGGUGGUGACGGUGGCGGCGGCGGCAGCGGCGGUGGUGGUGGUGGCGAGAAGCUAAAGGACAUGCCAGAGAAGUACGUAAUGGCGAUUGUCAAUUUCCUGGACUGGCACGUCAACUCGACAGCCGACAUGGAGCGGCUCAACCUGAAGGCGAGCAUCAAGUCGGUUUAUUGGCUUUUCCUCAUCCAAUACGCGGCACUGGCCAUCCUCGGCGUGAUUCUGAAUAUCGCAAUUAUCGUGUACAUCAUGUACCACCGCCUGUACAAGGAUGUGACACACUCGUUCCUGAUCAACCUGGCCCUGUGCCACUUCGUCCAGUGCGCCCUGGUCCUGCCCGUCUCGCUGAUGGUGAUGCUCAUCCAGAACUGGAUCUUCGGCCAGUUCCUGUGCUUCUUUCUGCCCAUGCUACAGGACAUUCCGCUACAUGUGGCCAUGAUAUCGCACAUUCUGAUUGCCUGGGAUCGCAUGCGCUGGCUCAACGAUCCGCUGAAGGGCCGCCUGCCGGGCUUCGUCUGCUGCUGUGCCACCUGGCUGACUGGCAUGGUGAUUGCCCUGCCCUAUCCCAUAUACACCUUCUACGUGGAGCUGGGGGACUACAUGCCGCAGCUGGCCGGGAUUGGGCUGUGCGUCGUGAACCUGAUGGACGACAUGCAGGAGUACACCAGAGGCCUGUUCCUGCUCAUGUACUGUGGCCCCGCCAUCCUUUUGUCCUACCUCUACAUCCGCACGUCGCAGGAGCUGCGUCCGCCGGAGGGACCCUUUGCGGUCAUGAUGUACGAGCACCGAGCGGACCUGCGGAUGCGCCAGCGGCACUCGUCGACGUCGUCGGCCGAGCCGCGCACCCUCAGCGGCGGAGGAGUGGCGGGAUUGAGCAACGGAAACCAUGCGAGCAGCAGGUCCUACGACUUGUACAGCGCCGAGCUGGAUGUCCACCGGGAGAAGCGGAAGCAGCGGAACUUCGGGAGCAUGGCCGCCACCCAGGUGGUGUGCGUGUGCCCCCUGAUGAUCCUCCGCUUUGCGCGCCUCUCGCUGGAGGAGACAUACGAGAACCAGAAGCACUUCGACUUCACCUACCUGAUGUUCGUGUGGGUGGCCUUCCUCCCCACCGUCAUCUUCCCCUGCAUCUACGCCUCCCAGAUACUGCCCAGGGAUGAGCAGGAGCGCUUGCGGGGCUACUUUCGCCUCUCUUCGAAGAGAAAGCAGAAGACGCAGCGGCGCAGCGAUGCGGCACGUGGCUCCCGGGAGGACUCCAUCGAGAAGGAUGAGCCCACGAACACCACCACCAUCCAGGGACAGCAGCCGCACCAGGGACACCCCGAGCCGCAGCACAAGCAUCCGGCCAAGGUGCGGCACGAGCGGAGUGCGGGCCAUGGCGCCACCGGCGAGCGCUACAGCGGACCACCCCACAGGCAGGGCAAGGACAGAGACAGGGAGAGGGACAGGGAGAGGGAGAGGGACAGGGAGAGGGAGCGCAUGAGAGGCGGACGCGGACCUGGCGACGCUGGUGUGGUCAACAACCUGGGCAAGGAUGUGCGCGGCAAGAAGCACGAUGUGAAGAUCAACAUCAUCUCCGAUGGGGGACAUGCCGGCGGCCACCACCCACGGAAGCAUCCCGCAAGCAGCGGCAGUGGCAGCAGCAACCGCAGCAGACCGACACCCAGUCAGCGGCAGCUGCGCAGUGCGGAGUGCAUGUCGGGCAUAGCCGCCUCCUCCUACUGCAAUGGGAAUGGAAAUGUGACUGGGACUGGAGCUGGGACUGGGACUGGGACUGGGGCGACUGGGAGCAUGCUGGAUGACAGCGGCACGAGCAACUAUGGCGAUGGGGAGGAGAGUUCCGUGGUGAGCAGCAUGAUGGUGGGGCCGCAGCGUUGGCCGGCAGCGGCCGGCGGCGGGGGCGGGGUGGGGCUGCGACACAAGGACAUCUCGUUCAGCGAGUGCAGCAGCAGCACCUUCUCGUCCAGCACCCUGGAGCGCGACCUGGAGAUCAUGGACCAGCUGGAGCGCGAGCGGAGCAUGGACAUCCAGGAGAUGCUGCUGCGGGAGCAGCGCGAGAAGAGCCGCCACAGCGGCGGUCGCCAGCUGCCGGACAUCGAGAAGCUCUACGCCCAGCGCUCGCCCAAGGCCAAGCGGGAGGCCACGGCCUACGGCUACGACAAGGCCGCACUGGCCCUGGUCCUGCCCGGCAGCGAUCCCCUCAGCAGCCUCUCCCUCUCCGGCAGCAGCCAGCCCACAGAGUACAGCAUGUGCUCCUCCCUGCAGGAUCCCAGUGCGGAGCAUCGACUGCAUGAGCAGCAUAAGGAUGGGGGUGAGGAUGAGGAGGAGGAGGAGGAGGAGGAGAUUGUGCCGCCGGAUUUCUACGACAACUACACACCAGGCGGUGCACAGAACUUGCCGCCGGCUGUCGCCCAGGCGGCCAGUGCCCAGGCCGUCGCCUCCGUUCCGCCGCCCGCCUAUCAGUAUCAGUACAGUCGGAAUCGGCUGAGCCGGAAGAGCUCCAGUGGGUCGCACCACCACCCCCACGCGGGCGGUGCCAUGUCGUCGCGCGGCUCCAAGCGGGACAGCUUCAACUCGCUGAACGGCACCGACCUCAUAGCCGGUGCCUUCUGCGAGCUGGAUCCGACGCAGCCGCUCAACAAGAUGGCCGUCAUCGAGGGUCGGAUGCGCCGCAGCAGUCCGCGGAACGCCAGCUUCAGCUCUGGCUCGGGCUCCGGCUCCGGCUCCGGGCGCAGCUCCAUGAAGUCCUCCUCGCGGGACUAUGGUCACGGCUCCUCCUCGCACUCGGCCCAUCCCGAGCUCGACUUCAGGGAGAACAUUUUCGCAGAGUUGUAAAGAGGGAAGAGCGAAGAGGGAAGAGGGAAACGGAACGAAAAGCUUUAGC
Messenger RNA from Drosophila subobscura, 6077 nucleotides. RefSeq lists its product as uncharacterized. Gene Ontology annotation, cellular component: cytoplasm; membrane; nucleus. The record is from RefSeq and is a predicted model, not a curated record. Gene Ontology annotation, biological process: proteasome-mediated ubiquitin-dependent protein catabolic process; regulation of proteolysis; neuropeptide signaling pathway. Bases 431 to 6028 code for a protein of 1865 amino acids. The transcript has 18 exons. Lineage: Eukaryota; Metazoa; Arthropoda; Insecta; Diptera; Drosophilidae. Gene Ontology annotation, molecular function: neuropeptide receptor activity; ubiquitin protein ligase binding.